UACGGUAUAUGGUACGGUACUUUUCUCUGACGCAUGCGCAGAGAUCUUGUUUUGAUUCUGCGAUGGAUUACUUCGGUGACAUCGCAGAUGUGAGUUUGACAUAUGAGUGUGGUCCUGUAGCCUAUGAUGAUUUUCCAAGAUCAACCGAGCCUGUGUUUAUUUUAGGAGAACAGUACAGUACAUUAUAUGAUCUAGAAGAAAUCCGUGAUGAUGUCAGGUCAAGACUUUGGUUUACCUACAGGAAGGGAUUUCAAUCCAUUGGUGGAACGGGCCCAAGCUCGGACUCGGGCUGGGGUUGUAUGUUACGAUGUGGACAGAUGAUGUUAGCCCAAGCUCUUGUAGUGCGCCAUUUGGGUAGAGGAUGGAGAUGGCAUGGCACAGAUGAAAGAUACAGAAAAAUAUUGGACAUGUUUCAAGAUAAGAAGAGUUCAUAUUACUCCAUACAUCAAAUAGCUUCAAUGGGUGUAUCUGAAGGGAAGAAUGUCGGACAAUGGUUUGGGCCAAAUACUGUUGCACAAGUUUUAAAGAAACUGGUUGUAUAUGAUGACUGGAGCUCUCUAGUAAUACAUGUUGCCAUGGACAACUCUAUUAUACAAGAUGAUAUUAAAUGUUUGUGCAAAUGUAAACAUGGUGAUGAUCGUGAUAAAUGUGAAAUACGCAAGUCAAUGAAAGCAGAAAGUAGAGCAAGAGAACAUGACUUUAUAAAUUAUAGUUCUAGUGACGGUAGUGACACGUCAGUUCACACUGUAACUAGGCCUGAUGUGGACCCUUCUAUAUGGAAACCUUUAUUAUUAAUCAUUCCCCUAAGAUUAGGACUAACUGAUACUAAUGUUGUAUAUGUUGAAAGUUUAAAGAAAUGUUUAAGUUUGAAGCAGAGUGUUGGCAUGAUAGGAGGAAAACCAAAUCAUGCUCAUUGGUUUAUUGGAUUUGUAGGUGAUGAGCUAGUGUAUCUUGAUCCACAUACAACACAGGUGUUUGAGGAACAAGGAGCUAGAGAUGAGUCUUUCCACUGUCAGCAUGCUAGUAGAAUGAAAAUACUCGACCUUGAUCCUUCCAUUGCAUUGGGUUUUUAUUGUGGAACAGAAGCCGAAUUUGACGAUUUGUGUUCAAGUUUACAGAAAUAUGUUACUAGUAGAAAAACAUCUGCAAUGUUCGAGCUGCACAAAGAGCGACCGUUACAUUGGCCCCCAUACGAGCCGUAUACUGCCAGAGUUUCUUUAAAUACAAAAGAGUUUGCUGUUGUAGAGAAACAAUCUUGUGAUAGUGAUGAAGAUUUUGAACUAGUUGGGUAGCUUAUUGCCAAAGAUUUACGUGGGGUAAAAACGAAGACAAUUGUUACGGCGAAAAAUGAACAGUCUCCACUAUUAUUAUCUAGUGUUGAUGUGAUUGAUAUACUGCUAUCAGGUGUUAAGAUAUUAAUAGCUUUGUUUAAUGGAAAACUGUUUGAAUCAUUAUAAACUCCAUUACUCUUAUUUAGUGCUUGCAUGUAUAUAUAUAUUAUAUAUAAGUGCUGGCAUGAAAAAUUUUAUUUGAUGAAAGAAAUAAACGAUCGAGGGAAUCAACCAAGAAACUUCUCUACUGCUUGGUUAUCUAUAUUUAGUGCAUGCUUGAACGAUUUAUUUGAUGAAAGAAAGAAAUUAUCAAGGGGAGUCAAUCAAGAAAAUACAUGUCCUUUGUUGGAAUAUGCCAAGAUUUACUAUAAUCUACAUGUUUAGGUCCAACAAAGAUUUAAGGCGGAAAAAAAUAAACUGAAGAUAUACUAAAGCUAAAAAAAAGGAAUUAAACAGUGUUUUAUUUUAGCUCACUUGUCACAAAGUGACAUGGUGAGCUUUUGUGAUCGCUUUUAGUCCGGCAUCUGUCAGUCUGAAUUACUUUGAACGACAUCUCCUCAUAAACCGCUGAGCCAAUUUCAUUCAAACUUCACAGGAAUGAAUUUUUUUCCAAGCAGAACUCUGGUUGCCAUGUCAACCGAAAGAAAAAACUUAAAAAAUAUCUUGUUUUAGAAAACCGAAAGAACUAGAGCUUAAAUAUUUGGCAUGAAACAUCAUCUAGUAAGUGUCUUCCAAGUUUGUUCAAAUAAAAACCCUGGGGUAAAUUUAGCCGACCCAGGGGGUC
Ruditapes philippinarum (Manila clam) is the source of this 2115-nucleotide messenger RNA. RefSeq names its product cysteine protease ATG4B-like. Lineage: Eukaryota; Metazoa; Mollusca; Bivalvia; Venerida; Veneridae. The record is from RefSeq and is a predicted model, not a curated record. Gene Ontology annotation, molecular function: protein-phosphatidylethanolamide deconjugating activity. The transcript has 12 exons. The coding region runs from base 9 to 1292 and encodes 427 amino acids.